AUGAAUGAUAUUAAUUUUUCAUCGAAAAAUGCGUCAACUCGACGCAUUUAUCAACGUCGAAAUCGUAAAAAGAAUCGUACGGAUACAGACGAUAGAUCUGGAGUACAUUAUUUGCCUCUAACAAGAACAAUUAUAACAACAACCACAGCCAAUACCACAUUACUACUCAAUUCAUCAUCAGUUCCCAUAAAUGAUUUAUUUGCUUCAUUAUCUUAUCUUACACAAUAUAAAUAUUUUUUUAUAGUUGGCUUAUUAUUUCUUAUAUUCUUAUGUGUAAUAUCAAUCUUAUUUCUUAUUUUUAUCUUAAAAUGUACAAGAAGGAAAAAUGGCAAAAUUCGUCGACCAGGUCGUCUAAACAAAAAGCAAUUGGAUAAAAUGCCUGAUUUUCUUGAAGAUCAUACUAAUCAUACGAGUGAAACUGCUAUUUUACUUGCCGCAAAAGAUCAAACAAAACCAACAAAUAAUAAUUUACAAAAUGGACCCAUUGCCAAUGAUGAUAUUAGUAAUACAUUUUCCAUUGAUCCAAUGACUGAGAAAAAAAUUAUUGACAAUAAUCCUCCGAAUUCAUCAACGUUAUCAUUAUCACCAAUGGUUGAUGCUAUAUCCAUUGAUACAAUACGUGGUUCAUUGAUUUCAUCACCAUCACAACAAAUAUCGAUCAAUCAACAGCCUUCAACUUUAUCGAAUAUAACAACAACCGAUUCAAAGACGAAUUCCAAUGAUCGAGUUGAUGAAACCGAAAAAGAUGAUUAUCUACGUGGUCUAGAUUUUAAACGUACUGUAAUGCAUUACAAUAAAGCAUCCAAUAACAGUAGUAGUAAUUUACCAAUACAUCGUACAUCAGCUCCAUCAAUAGAACAAACUAUUCGACGACAAGAGCGACGUGCUGAAGACGAAGAACGCGGUUUUCUAUUUGGUUCAAAUUCAAAUUUAUAUGAAAAAGAAUUAAGAAAAGCUGAACAAGCAAAGUUCGCUAGAAAAGAAAAUACGCAUUCACAAGCAUCUCUUGUGUCAAGGACUAGUGAAGAUAGCUGCUAUUAA
Molecule: messenger RNA, 1041 nt
Organism: Rotaria socialis
Lineage: Eukaryota; Metazoa; Rotifera; Eurotatoria; Philodinida; Philodinidae
Source: the annotation of a GenBank genome assembly